Molecule: messenger RNA, 2961 nt
Organism: Micropterus dolomieu (smallmouth bass)
Lineage: Eukaryota; Metazoa; Chordata; Actinopteri; Centrarchiformes; Centrarchidae
Product: DENN domain-containing protein 1A-like
Exons: 7
Coding region: 138-1817 (559 amino acids)
Biological process (GO): endocytic recycling; endocytosis
Cellular component (GO): cytosol; clathrin-coated vesicle
Molecular function (GO): phosphatidylinositol phosphate binding; guanyl-nucleotide exchange factor activity
Source: RefSeq, a predicted model, not a curated record
CAGAGCGUGACCUACGCGUGUGGACAGACCAUGGCGUUGAAUAGCUGUGUGUGAGGUUAGCAUCUGAAAAACACCUCCGGACAGACGCGUCUGCGCACUGAAAGCUGCCGACAGCGACGGCGGGGUGAAAAAUAAGGAUGGGGUCCCGAAUCAAGGAGAGCCCUGAAUCCACGUUUGAGGUGUAUCUGGAGGUAGCCCGUCUAGGCACACACAGCUCUGGGCUGGAGGUGCAAAGGCAGUUCCCUGAAGACUACACAGACCAGGAAACUCUGCAGACUGUGCCCAAGUUCUGCUUCCCCUUCAGCAUGGACAGGUGUAAUAAGCUGUUAAUUUCCUGUUAUCUUCCUCCUUCUCACCGUAGCACUAUCCGUCCUACUCGUCACUACACAGUCUUUCUCUCUGAGGAUUCAUCCGGAGACGAGCUCCAGUACGAUGAUGACUCCAUCUCUGGCUUUCCUGACAGCUUUCUCUUCUCCGUUCCUUUUGAGUGGUCGCCUCUGCCACAGCCGUACCGCUCCCUAAAGGAGGUUGAGUUGAUAGAAGGGGACGAUCCUGGAUUUGCGGCAGAGAGUCACACUGCCCCUCCCAGCCCAGUUAAUGAGAAGUUCUCCAAUGUCAACCUGCUGGGUGAUAUCUUCGGCUGCCAGGACGAGCCUGACAGCCAUCCACUUACCUUGGCUAAAAGUCUCGAGGACCUGAGGACUUCCAAAGACUCUGCGGAGCUACAAGCCAAGUUCACCUACCAGCGGAUGGACUUCAGUGUCGAUGAACACUCGCGAACGCUUCCAGGCCUGAAGCUCUCCAACCCUUAUAACAAGCUGUGGAGUAUAGGGCAGGAUCAGACAGCCUUGCCCGUUUGUGUGCCUCCUGCCUGCGAUAGACCUGCGCCUGUCCAGCUUCCUGUGCGGACAGAUGCCCACUCUCCGAGCCAUGAAAGCUCCGGCCCGGGCCCCGAUUCUUUGGACUCUUCCAUCCCAGGCAACAUCACCAUUCCACGUCCCCACGGAAGGAAGACACCUGAGCUUGGUAGUGUCCUAGCACCCCCUGUGGCCCAGACGCGCUCUAAACCAGCAGGAGCUGGUGAAGGAGGGACUACAUCAGGGGGACAAGAGUUUAGGCAAGCCCUGAGUAUGACCACAGAUGGGGACCUGCUGAAGCCCACCAAGGCUACCAAAGACAGUAUAGAUCUGAUAAGCCUCCUGGACCCUCUGAACAGCUCAGCUGCAACCAGUUCCACUUCAUUGAGUGAUGGGGUAGAUGUUGGUGUGUCAUCCUCUUCUUGCAAACCAACACUACCACCAAGGUCUUACCCACAGGCUUUGCCCCCAUUUCCAGUGCAUACUCAUAUAUCCCUCAACCCUUUUGCCCAGUCUCUGCAGCAUACCUCCCCUCAAAUGCAUUACUCACCGACCGUAAGUGGGAAUCCCUUCAGUGCACUCUAUGGGCCUCCACCAGGCUCUUACUUACACACUCCACCCCAGCCGCAGUCAUUUUCUACACUAGCGGGCCUCUACAGACAGCAUUCGCCAGGCAGCUCGACUCUGCCACCCAGCUAUGGACUGCUCCAGUCUGCCUUCGCUUCAUCCGUCACCUCCCUGCCUCAGUCCUCUGCCAGCAAUCAUGCUCUUUCCAGCCUGGCGGACUCCUCGUCUGUCCCCAGUACAGCCCUGAACAUACUGGCAAAGCCACUUCGUGCUGAGGGAGACAGCCAGAAAAAUCAGGAUCCUUUUGGGGAUCUGCUGACUAUGGCCAAGCCAGCUACACCCCAAAAAAAGAAAGCGGAGGACCUUCGGAGGAGGUGGGAAACAUUUGACUAAAACCUGUGAAUAUGGACUAAGGUACUCUGUCACUACCCAAACUUCCCUCACUGCUCUAUCAUGACCUUCUGUUGCAGUUAAUACCGCAUUAGCUCUAAAACACUCUGCUUGUGCAUCUCACAAUCGUAGAAGAAUAUCUUAAACUGAGAUUAAAGACAUGCUGAGGAAUGCAACUUGAGAGUUGAGAUUCUUCCUAAUCGUCUAUUCCAAAGUGAUGAAGAUAUCUGUGGGCUCUGCUAGCUUUUUAACAUUUAUAAGUAUUGUUAGCUAGCCAGAACUAAAAUGAUUUAGGAAACAUAAGCUAAUGAGGCUUACAUGAUUUCCCCUGCAGCCCAGCAACAUUAACGACAGUAAGCAGCUGCUGCCGCCACCUUCAUUGUAUCCAGUGUAAAGUCAAGAUCUGAGGAGAGAGGGCGUCUCAGCAACGUGUACAGUUAUUUGCCACUGCUGUCUGAGUUGAUGAUGGCUGAGCUUUUUUUCUGCUUUCCACCUCAGCUCACCGUGUGCCCAUGGCAACCAUAGAAACCACACAGGAAAACGAUGCUGGUGCCCCUUUAACAAGGCUAGCAGCGCAUGUAGCUUAUUGUAAAGGUUGUUAGUGCGUUCAGAUUUAGGUAUCGGUUGGUUAUGUUCUCCCUGCUGCUUCCUAGUUGAAAUACUGAAAGACAGUUAUGUCACCGGGUGGCUGACACAGUAGGAACCGCUGUCCUAAAGCACCUCAACUCACAAGCUAACACCCAACAUUAAAGUUAUAAUCCUUCAUUUUCAUUAUAUUAGAACUCCAUUUUUGUUUUUUGUAAUGAUUGGGGUCUUCAUGUCCUGUGUGGGAUUCAAAUGGUGUACCCACUCAAAAGGGCUUCACAGGAAGCUGCAUGUACUGGGCAUGAAGCAAAAGACGUCACUAGAUCAUUAGUACAGUUUAGUACAUGUUUAUUAAAACAACGUGACAUAAUAAACCCUCUCAGCCCACAGUUUGAUACAGAAGUUGCUCUUCCUCUAUGGUAUUUCUGACAGGAAAUCUUUACAGGUGUUUUCGCUGCCUCCAGUGGUUGAAGCAGGUGUUUUCCCUAGCCAUCACCACCAAAUCAACCAGGGCUGAAAUCUUACAGGUCAUAACUUAAAAUAAAUAGCUUUUCUUACCACA